CUUCAGAUUUUUAACAAUAAUUUGUUGCUGUUUCUCUCACACGGCUUUCCCUUCCGGUGAGGUGUCAUCAAGAUGUCGAAAGUCACGUUCAAAAUUAUCCUGACUUCGGAUCCAAAACAGCCAUACAAAGUAUUAAGUGUUCCAGAAAAAGCACCUUUUACUGCUGUUUUGAAGUUUGCUGCAGAGGAAUUCAAAGUUCCUGCUGACACAAGUGCCUUGAUAACAAUGGAUGGAAUUGGCAUAAACCCAGCUCAGACUGCAUCUAAUGUAUUCAUUAAACAUGGCACAGAACUUCGAUUAAUUCCACGUGACCGAGUAGGACUUCUACAAAGACACUGCACAUCAGAAUUAUCUUAAUUUAUACUAACGCCUCAUCUCUACAUUUAGUGUAGCCUAAAUCAUAACUGAAAACGUUUAACAUUGUGUUCAAAUUUUAUUGAACAUGUAACUGUCUUGUUAAAAUAUUAAAAUAUACCCUCAAAGAAUUGUUGAAUAAUCUGUUUGACUUAUGUUUUAAAUUUCUCUGAAUAAUGAUUAUUAGAAGGCAUUAUUUUUUUCCAGAUUUGCUCUUAACUUUCUUAAAUUAUUCUUCAACAUUUACAGUCAUCUCCCUUGCUCUCAUGCCUAAUGUCGUCAAUCAAUAUUUCUGCCAGCUUGCCAAAAUAUAUGCUCUGCUCUCAUAAGAAAUGAACUACUGUUGUUAUUGCUUUUAUUCUGAUAAAAAUGUUCUCUCUUAA
Molecule: messenger RNA, 737 nt
Organism: Octopus sinensis (East Asian common octopus)
Lineage: Eukaryota; Metazoa; Mollusca; Cephalopoda; Octopoda; Octopodidae
Product: ubiquitin-fold modifier 1
Exons: 5
Coding region: 73-357 (94 amino acids)
Biological process (GO): protein K69-linked ufmylation
Cellular component (GO): cytoplasm; nucleus
Source: RefSeq, a predicted model, not a curated record